AUGCCAGUGGUGUGGAAUGAUGCCGCGAGAGCCAAGCUCUUGAUGGCUAUCUUGAAGACAAGCGCGGGAAAAAUUGAUUACAAGGCUAUUGUAGAGUUCAUGGGGCCUGAAUACAAUGCCAAAAGCAUCCAGAACCAAAUCCAGUCGAUCAAGAGCAAGGCGUUUGGAGACAAGCCACCUGGCUCUAACCCCUCCACACCAUCUAAGGGAAGGAAGAAUGAUACUUCCACCGCUGGCAAAACUCCAACGAAGUCUCCAGCGUCUGCCAAGCGUGGACGCGACCAAACCGACGACGGGACAGAGUCAGCCUCCGAGUGUGCGACGCCAACCAACAGCCGUCGAUCUAAGAAAGUGAAAGCUGAAGUCAAGGAGGAGAUUAAGUCUGAAGACCUCACUGCUCUGUGA
Molecule: messenger RNA, 405 nt
Organism: Nannizzia gypsea CBS 118893
Lineage: Eukaryota; Fungi; Ascomycota; Eurotiomycetes; Onygenales; Arthrodermataceae
Exons: 3
Coding region: 1-405 (134 amino acids)
Source: RefSeq, a predicted model, not a curated record